Molecule: messenger RNA, 4366 nt
Organism: Anolis sagrei ordinatus
Lineage: Eukaryota; Metazoa; Chordata; Lepidosauria; Squamata; Anolidae
Source: RefSeq, a predicted model, not a curated record
CUUCAGUCCUUUGACUCCUAGUCCAUCUCUGCUUUCACCACACUCCAAAUUAAGACUGGCAAGUACACUGGGUGAACCACCACAGAUUCCUCUGUAUCCUCUUCCAACUCAAAGUGGGAGCUUCAUCCCAGUAGGAAAUCCUUUUAGCCGAACUUCAUCAGCUGGACUAUGCAUGAAUGAAGAGUUUCCAACUGCAGCUUGUGUCAAAGGAGACAAUGGUUCCACUCCUGUCCAAGAAACAGUAGUGGCUCUUUACAACUACACAGCGCAUCGAUCAGAUGAACUAACCAUCCACUGUAGGGACAUUAUCCGAGUGUUAUACAAAGAUAAUGACAACUGGUGGUUUGGAAGCCUGGCAAAUGGUCAGCAAGGCUAUUUUCCUGCCAAUUAUGUGGUUGGCGAAACACAAUAUGAGGAACAACUUUCUCCAGGAUUAGCAGGAGAUUCAACUCCGCUUCUAUUUAGUGAAUUGGCAGAAGGCACAUCACCAGCCGUGCCUGAGAUGUCAGCAGUCAUCAGCCAGUCAGGAGACCAAAGAUUUAUUCCAGAGAAUGACACAGACUACUUGACCAGACAAGGUGCAAGGAGGAAAACAAAGAAGAAAGCUAUGCAUAUGGAGGAAAAAGAAUACAAGACUAAUGUAAUUAUGCAUGAUGACUUCUCAUCUAAUGCUGUUGAGAAUGAGUUUAAGAAAAAUCUGAUGAUGAAAAAAAAGAAGAGGUCUGCGAAAAACACAAAUGGAAGUGGAACAUCUAAUGAUGCCUUCCAGCUGGAUUCUCUCAACACGUAGUAUCCAUUUGGUUCUUUGGUGUUGUUUGCGAGGAUAAAAUGCUGUGUGGAAAAUAUGGUAUUAGUGUUUGUUGUGGGAUGAUUCUCUGACAUCACUGAGAACAUGAACUAUUGUUAUACACAUAAAUUUACCCACAAUUAUUAUCAAUUUAUCAUAGGAUUGCUGGCACAUAGAGCUAAAUAGAAGAAUGUGGACUGAAUUUUCCACAGAAACUCAAGAGACAUUAAUGCAUCCAUUAUAGCAUUGGCGUUUUCCCACAGUAUAAAGCAUGUUGAAAUAGCUUGCUAUGCAAACUAAUGAAACAGGUAACUAAUUUGUAUUAUGCCUGUUCGAGCCAGUGAAUCAAAAUGUUCUAGGAGUAGAUUGUUUUAAAGUUGAAGUAACAUUCACAAACAGAGAAAUUGGGUUUCUGAUGAAUAUAGGUGUCUUAAAAUUGAACAAAAACAAUUUAACUUAGAUAACUGAACAAUUUUAUAUUUUUUAUGAAGAAAAAAAACUAGGUAGGAGUUUGAGUAUUUUUAAAAAUAAGACCCUUUUCAUCUUCCUGCUGCAGAAAUAUUUAGGAUAUCGGUGUCUCAUUAUUUGAAUCUACAAAUGAGAAACCGCAAUAAUACAACUGAAUUUCUAUAUAAAUCAAUUCCAGGAAUCACAACUAAACAAUACAAUAUAAUACAAUAAUAGCUUUUGUGUCUUGUCUUUUUAAAAUGAAAGCUUUUAGUGUUAAUAUAUUUUAUUAAUACAGAUGUAUUGGAGCAUGCCUUUUGUAAUACAAAAAGGUUUUAUAGAGUUCUAUUUUUGCUGCUCUCAAAGCAGUUUUGAUGAAUUUCUUCCCCUUUAUUUUGAAGAACUGUUUGACAUUGGUAUGUGGGUGAGGUAUAUUUUUAUGUAGUAUGUUUUAUGUUUAUCCUCAGGUGUAAGUGUUUUUAAACUAUAAAGCAUUAAGUUAUGAAUGAUUGAUUAAUUAUUAUUUCCGGGAGUUUUAUUUAAGAUCCCCUUGUUUACAUAUGUUGACUGUGGGCGUCCAUGUUAUUUAUGCUAUCUUAGGAAAUUCUGCCCCCUUCCUUUCUAAAGCAAUAAAUAACAUAAAAUUAGAAACCUCUUUUUUUAGUAGUCAUGGCAUUUGAUUCCAUCUAAAAAAAAGAAGUGAGACUAACUACGUCGACCACUGAUCUGCAAAAUAACAUCCAGAUGCAAAGGAUUAUGUUUCGAAUAUUAUAAUUUCAUCCUCAUAACAUUUUCAUUAAAUGUAGAAAUACUUCUGUCUGUAUAAAACUCAAGAGUCUCAUUUCAAAAUCUUGUGCAAAUGAGAAAGCAUUGUACUAGCCACUCUGGAUGUAACACGUAAUUUAGUUUCAAGCUGUUUUUAAACUUCAGCAGCUACAAAACACAUGCCAGCAAAGUGUACUGCAGCACAAAUUAAGGCCUUUUAAAGCACACCAAGACCUAAAUCUAAACCAUACUGCACGUUGAAAUUGGCUCUGAAUAAUAUAAAUUGCAUUAUAGACAUCCACCUAUGCUGGAGAAUUUUGAAAAAUUUGGAAUGAGAGAGGGGUUGCUGAAAAACCCCAAGAGCAUAAUUGGGCAGCAGGGGGCAAACACAUCUUAAGGGACAUAAUGAAUUACCUCCAUUGCUAACUAUCACCUUCCCGUUUUUUAACCUCAUAUACCUCUGAAACAUAGGUGCACAUCUUGACCAUAAAUGGGGGAACACAUUCUCCGGCAGCCACCUUCCAUGAUCAGUGCAAUGACCUCUCUGGCCUCAAACCUGUUCCCAACAUGUUAUUCUAAUUAUCCACACAGCAAAACAGGUUUCCCGCAAACCAGUUCCAAACCCUUCGCCACAAUAUAAGCCAAAAAGCCACAUAUGGGACCUGUAGCCCAACAGUAGCUUCCUUCAGUCCCUACUGAUACUGAUCCCUUUUAAUCCCUACUGCUACCAAAGGUUAGUCCUUGUUCCAGAAUAAUCCACAGACUUCCACUUGCCCUGCCCAUCUCACAGUGAAAGCCAUCCAAGGCUGUUUCAUUCCCAAGACCAAGCUGGGACUUAGAAUGGAAUAGCUCACACCUUGGGUCCCCCAAUUUCUUGAAUCUUAGACUCCUUGGCCAUUGGUUUCUGGAACUUGAAGUCUGAUAACAUGAGUAUUCUCAGUUGGAUAACUCUCAUUUAGCGAAAUGCUGCUGUGCGUAUGAUAUGUAUUUUUCAGUACGACAGUUGAUUGUAAACAUUAAAUAUUUGUUCACUUAAAGUUUAAAGGACUAAAAUUCCAUUGUUAUACGAUAUGGAAAUAACAUUUCUAAUUAUUCUGCUUAAUAUUCUAGGAUUAUAACAUUCUCCUGCUGCUAUUUGCACUUCUUUUUCUUUUCUUUAAACACAGUCUCUGGUUUUGAAAGUCAGGGACUGAGCAUGACAUCACGCUACGUAUUGGGGAGAGUGGAGAAGUAGCCAAAGUCUUGCUGCUCGCUUGGAAGGCAUUGUUAACUAUUAAUUUGACAUUGUGGAGAGUGAAGAUAGAAAUAACACUUCACAUAAACACCAUAGAGAUGUGGUUGCUGUAAUCAAAGGCACAGCGCCUCCUUUUAUGCUUGCAAACUGGGGCUCCAAUUAUGUUCACUGCUCUGAAGCUGAAUAGAGCUGCUUUGCCACACUUUCCAAAUUGAGAGAGGAGAGGCAGCAGCAGUCUCUUCUAAGGCACUGUUCCAAAUAACAAUUAAGGGGAGAAAUCAGAUAAAAGACCAACGUGAAGAUUUGUGAAGCUGAAAACAUACUCUCCCAAAAUGGUGUUGUCGCUAUUGUCGUUAUGACAAAAGUGGGUUUUAUUUGCAUUCAUCUUUCCUUCCAAGUCAUAGGAGUUAGGUUUUUUUUACUGCUUUACAUUCUUUAGGUGCAAAAUUAAUAGCUACCUGACUUUCUUUGUUACGUCAAGUACACAGAUAUGUUUUGAACAAAACAGCAUGUAAAUUCAGUGCCAAAUGUAGACAGUAAUAUUGUCUUAAUAUGACUCUUUUCUCUAAAAACAAGAAAAUGUUAGUACACAUAACAAAAACUAGCUCAUAUCAUUGUUCCUGCCCUUUUCAGAUAUUAAGCUGACAAACUAAAAAAAACUUUUCAAAGAAAAAAAUGCAUUCCCAGAAACAACUACAGGUGGUGGUGGUAGUGUUGGUGGUGUUUAGAAUAUGAAGAGAUGCUAGUAACUUUCUCGGGUAUUUUAUUUUUCACUACUAAGGUAGACUUUCCAUCCAUCCUUCAAUGACGUCUGGUGUGUGUGAGUGUAUGUAAGAGAGAUGAGGAGAAUAAGUAGUUUAUUAUUUAAAUUUAUUCUUGACAGUUUUGCUUUGUUAGUGACUGUCUGUAUAUAGUCUUGAUAUGAUAUGUAAUUUGUAAGCUUGGUUCCUUAAUUUUUUAUCAGGUUUGUCAAUAUAAUUACAGUGCAUGAAUAGUAUCCCCUCUCACAUACGUGUGAUAUCCCAGUAAUAAUUACAUUUAUAGUCUAGAUUGCAUACUCCAUCUGAAAUAUCUAUAAAUUCAAGUAGCAUUAUUUUAUACGCAAACCUAAAUAAAUUUUAUUUUUUCUAAAA